Messenger RNA from Puntigrus tetrazona (Sumatra barb), 1096 nucleotides. RefSeq names its product mediator complex subunit 28 (gene med28). The record is from RefSeq and is a predicted model, not a curated record. The transcript has 4 exons. Lineage: Eukaryota; Metazoa; Chordata; Actinopteri; Cypriniformes; Cyprinidae. Gene Ontology annotation, cellular component: mediator complex. The coding region runs from base 30 to 569 and encodes 179 amino acids.
GAAGAAGACGUGUUGUUGUUAGUGGAAAAAUGGCGUCGUCCAUGGGCGGUAUGUUCCCCGGUCAGCAGCCUCCUGGGUCUCAUCCACCUACGGGUCCUGGGGGCCCAGGUCAGCCAGGACUUCUCACGGGUCCUCCUGGGAACAGAGGGGCAAACAACACUUUAGUAGAUGAGCUGGAAGCUUCUUUCGAGGCGUGUUUUGCAUCACUUGUCAGUCAAGACUAUGUGAAUGGAACAGACCAGGAAGAAAUUAGGACUGGGGUUGACCAGUGUAUACAGAAGUUUCUGGAUGUAGCCAGACAGACUGAAUGUUUCUUCCUUCAGAAAAGACUGCAGCUAUCGGUACAGAAACCUGAACAAGUGGAAAAAGAGGACGCAUCAGAAUUGAAGAAUGAACUCCAGAGGAAAGAAAUGCUGAUUCAGAAACAUCUCACCAAGAUCCAUCAUUGGCAGCAGGUGUUGGAAGACAUCAACGUCCAGCAUAAGAAGCCCACAGAACUGCCUCAGGGUCCACUGGCCUUCCUGGAACAGGCCUCAGCCAACAUUCCUGCACCCAUGAAACCAAACUAAACCAUGUCCAGAGAUUCAGAACCCUGUCCAGACUGUGUUUCAGGGGCCACACUCGCUCUCUGCGCAAAUCAAAUUGUGCAAGAAGCCUUUGUUGUGGACUCUGUUAGUGAUAUUUUUGUCAUCCGUGGUGUUUCCAAAGGUGCUAAAGGAUGUUAUUGUCUCUCCUCUCAUGAGGAUCUUGUAGGUCUGCUAGAAGGUCAUUCUGAUGAACUCGAGGGUCUCUGACAUUUAAUCAUGAGCCUACUCAAAACUGAAUUUGCUAUAAAAUUGAUGGCAAGUUAAUUACAUUUUUAAUAUAACAAGCACAGAUGUUUGUACCACAAAGCUAAAAUGACCACAAAGAGCUUUAGUUGGAGAGAAUUGAGAUACUUUUCCCCCCAUUGUUUUUAUUUUAUUAAAAUAUCUUUUGUAAAGUUUAAAAUGAAGCAUGUUUUUUUCUUUACUGAAAAUUUUACAUUACAUCUUACACUGUAUUUUCUCCCUUCAUAACAUGCUGUAUCAAUAUAAGCAACGUUUUUCAGUUCACA